AGGAGAUGCAGUCAGAUUUCUGAACUGUCUGAGUAACUCAGAGCUGUUAAUAACCUAUCCUUUGGCCAUUUCUGGCUAAAUUGGAAAUCAUAAUAGGAAAGAUGGCUCUAUGGAGAAACCACAUUUUCAUUUGUUUACCACUUCCAGCUCUUCCAGAGCUCUCCCCCAAAUAUUUUGGGGUUGGGCCCUCCCCAAAGCCAUCUAGGACCUUCUUUGCGAUCUUUAGCCAUUUUAUGUUAAGUUCAUAUGUUGAAGCUCUAACCUCCCAAUGUGAUGGUAUUUAGAGAUGGGGCCUUUGGGAAGUAAUUAGGAUUAGAUAAAUUCAUGAGGUUGGGGCCCUGGUCUUUUAAGAAAGACACUGGAGAGUUCCCCGAACCAGCCCCAGCCCCCACCACACACAUAGCCAGGAGAAGAUGGCUGCCUGCAAACCAAGAGAAGAGACCUCAAAUGAAGCCUACUUUGCUGCUACCUUGAUCUUGGACUUCCCAGCCUCCAUAACUAUUAGUGAUGACGAACCAGGUUAUGACCUAGAUUUAUUUUGUAUACCUAAUCAUUAUGCUGAGGAUUUGGAAAAGGUUUUUAUUCCUCAUGGACUAAUUAUGGACAGGACUGAACGGCUUGCUCGAGAUGUGAUGAAAGAGAUGGGAGGCCAUCACAUCGUAGCCCUCUGUGUGCUCAAGGGGGGCUAUAAAUUCUUUGCUGACCUGCUGGAUUACAUCAAAGCACUGAACAGAAAUAGCGAUAGAUCCAUUCCUAUGACUGUAGAUUUUAUCAGACUGAAGAGCUACUGUAAUGAUCAGUCAACGGGCGAUAUAAAAGUAAUUGGUGGAGAUGAUCUCUCAACUUUAACUGGAAAGAAUGUCUUGAUUGUUGAAGAUAUAAUUGACACUGGCAAAACAAUGCAAACCUUGCUUUCCUUGGUCAAGCAGCAUAAUCCAAAGAUGGUCAAAGUUGCAAGCUUGCUGGUGAAAAGGACCCCUCGAAGUGUUGGCUAUAGACCAGACUUUGUUGGAUUUGAAAUUCCAGACAAGUUUGUGGUAGGCUAUGCCCUUGACUACAAUGAAUACUUCAGGGACUUGAAUCAUGUUUGUGUCAUUAGUGAAACUGGAAAAGCAAAAUACAAAGCCUAAGAGGAGAGUUCAAGUUGAGUUUGGAAACAUCUGGAGUCCCAUUGAAAUCACCAGUUAAAGUUAUCACAUGUUCUAGUUCUGUGGCCAGCUGCUUAGUAGAGCUAAUUGCAUGUAUCUUCUAAGAAUUUUACGUUUUGUAUUUUAGAAAUGUCAGUUGCUGCAUUCCUGAACUCUUUAUUUGCACUAUGAGCCUAUAGACUAUCGGUUCCCUUUGGGUGGAUUGUUGUUUGACUCGUGAAUGAAAAAUCUCUUAAACCACACCACUAUUGAAUGAAAAUAUUGAAAUCGUAUCUGUAAGAAACAUUUAAAGAGAAGAAUAUAUUAGUUUUUUAAUUGGUACUUUAAUUUUUAUAUAUUCAGGAAAGAACAGAAGUGAUUGAAUAUUGUUAAUUAUUACCACUGUGUGUUUAGAAAAGUAAGCAGUCAGUUUCAUAUCAGUGACAGCACUUAGAGGUAUUGUUAUGUCAAAUAAACCAUAUGUCCUGGGAUUAUUUUAGUAGGUUUCAACACUAUUGACUGUAUUUUCUCUCUUGUUCAGAUUAUUUCUGGUGAGUCGUUGUCAAUAAGUACAGAUCCAUAAAUUCCAGAAACCUACCAAUUUUUGAAUUCGUCAGUGUAAAAAUCCUUAAAAUAAAGGCUGUCUCUUUAAAAGAAA
Molecule: messenger RNA, 1785 nt
Organism: Phacochoerus africanus (Common warthog)
Lineage: Eukaryota; Metazoa; Chordata; Mammalia; Artiodactyla; Suidae
Gene: HPRT1
Product: hypoxanthine phosphoribosyltransferase 1
Exons: 9
Coding region: 414-1130 (238 amino acids)
Biological process (GO): GMP salvage; hypoxanthine metabolic process; IMP salvage
Molecular function (GO): hypoxanthine phosphoribosyltransferase activity; magnesium ion binding
Source: RefSeq, a predicted model, not a curated record